CUUAGGAAAAAAAACAACAAUAAUUUUGCCCCUGCAUGCCGAAGGCCCAGGGCAGCUGGGCCUGGCAUUAUAUCAUGCGACAUUGUGCCCUCACGUCGAAACAUUAGCAAAUUUCAGAACGAGGCGCGAAGAAAUGAGGAGCAGGCGACUGGUUUUCAAAUCCACUAGGGACAAGGAAGAGCAGAAGAGCUGCAAUGGUGAGAAGAGCGAGCCUGAGGUUCUGACCGUUUCCUCCUCUUAUGAAGAUGGAGAAGAAGAAGAAGAAGAAGAAGAAGGGGAAGAAGAACAAGAAGUUCCAGUGAUUGAAGAAGAAGAAGAAGAAGAAGAAGAAGAAAAAGAAGUUCAGGAAGAAGAAGAAGAAGAAAAAGAAGAAGUCAUUGAAGAAACCAGGAGCCCCGGCGCCUCUAAUCUUCAUAGCAAUAAGCCCAAAAAAGAGAAAAAUAAAAAAAACCACCGCCUGCAGCAACAACAUCAACAGCGACGAGGACAACAAAAUGGCAAUGUUGAUAGUGGUGGGAAGAAGAAUUCUAAGAAGGGAAAAGGGCUUUAUAAUUUUCCGAUGCAUAGGGUCAGUCGGAUCAUAAAGAGUGAAGGGCCUGAUUUGCGCAUUACCCACGAGGCUGUUUUCCUCAUCAACAAAGCUUCGGAAAAGUUCCUUGACUUACUCUGUGAAGAUACAUACGCCUAUUCUGUUCAAGGUCGUAAGAAUUAUGUUGCUUACAACAACCUGUCAUCAGUUGUUCGCAAAAGGAGGAGAUUUGAUUUUCUCUCAGAUUUUGUUCCUGAGAAAAUAAAAGCUGAGGACGCCUUGGCAGAGAGGAAGAAAGCUGAGACAUGAUCAGGCCAGGACCUUUAUGUGCGGUUGCUACUUGAAAAACAAUCUUCUGCAGGCUAGUUCGGGUAGAUUUUUGUCUAGGCUUUCUUUGUCUGUAUUCUCUAUUUCCGCUGUAGAAUGGACCUGCUUUGUAAUUUUAUAGUUAGAUACAAGUAUAUUGGCUCAUGUUUUUCCCUGCAAUUUGUUGUUUGUACAUGUUUAUUUGACAAAAUGGAAAUUGCUUCUCAA
Molecule: messenger RNA, 1063 nt
Organism: Malania oleifera
Lineage: Eukaryota; Viridiplantae; Streptophyta; Magnoliopsida; Santalales; Ximeniaceae
Product: DNA polymerase II subunit B3-1-like
Exons: 4
Coding region: 134-838 (234 amino acids)
Biological process (GO): regulation of DNA-templated transcription
Cellular component (GO): nucleus
Molecular function (GO): protein heterodimerization activity
Source: RefSeq, a predicted model, not a curated record